Diceros bicornis minor is the source of this 4218-nucleotide messenger RNA. It is a transcript of the gene PRR33, whose product is annotated as proline rich 33. The record is from RefSeq and is a predicted model, not a curated record. Lineage: Eukaryota; Metazoa; Chordata; Mammalia; Perissodactyla; Rhinocerotidae. The coding region runs from base 905 to 2500 and encodes 531 amino acids. The transcript has a single exon.
CACAGACACGGGGUGGGGAGCGUGAGGCUGCAGUCCAAGGAGGGGCCACGGCCCUGCUGCCCUCACGCACCCCUCCCACCACCAGGAGCAGCCUCCCUUCUCCAGCCACCGAAACCCUGUGUCCGCCUCCACUGGGAAGCCUGCUUCCUGCCGCCGAGCUCUGGGGUCCUGGGCCCUGCUUGGAGCUCGAGGAGGAGGGAAUGCCGUCCACCCCCUGUUCGCCUGCUAGCCUGGCAGUCCCGCAGAGCUAGACCUGUUGUUCCCUGAUUCCUGGGGUCCUGGGCCCCCAGAGGCGGGCAGCAACUGAGUGUGAGCCCCCAGCAGACGCCUGGACCCCCAGGCAGAUCUGCUCCUGCCUGACAGAGCCGGCCCCCAGGGGCGGCAGCCCCCAGGCCUCCCUCCUCCCCCAAACCGGCCGGCCUCUGGCUUGGACCAGACGCCAUUUGUCAACGUCCUUGCAAGCACGUGGCGCCCAGAAACCAGGGCGGGCGGCUUGGCCAGGACCACCCCAGCCGAGAUGUCUGCGGGAACGUCCCAUUUAGCGUAGCUCAGCGAAAAUUGCUCCCACCUCCCGGCAAACCUACCUCUGAUGAUGCAGCCUCGGCUUCCCAGAGCCUCUGGCCGCCACCCUCACCGCUGGCUUGCAGCGGACGCGCCUGUGGUCAGGCCGGCGACGGCGUGGCGCGCCUCACGCGUUAGCGGGCAGGCGCUCUUCCUGCCCCCGUGGGCGGCCCGCCCAGCACGUGCCUCCCACUUGGAGCUCGCCUGUGGGUCUCCCGGCCCAGGCUGUGCACACGGGCGGUGCCUGGAGCCAGGUUCCAGCCCUUGUCCAUCACCCACCCAGCGACUCGGGCCCUGUGGGCUCAUUCCCAAACCAGGGUGAUGGCGGAGCCUCCCCAAGGAGAUGCUGAUGCAGACAGACCUGCCUAGAAGGCACCUGGGAAGCAGAACUUCUGAUGGUCAGGCUGUGUCGCCCCUGGGCCUUGGGUCCUCCUGCACCACAGGGGGACUGUGUGUCCCCACAGGGAGGGGGAGGAGACGUGAGGAGGGCUGGCCUGACGGCUAUCCCUCCCCACCCCAGGGUGCAGCAAUGCUCAUCUCAGCUGCCUCGGUGGCCCCUGAGGUGGCUGGCCCGUGCCCCCAGGGGCCCUCCAGACCCCCACCGCCCCUCCUGCCCAAGCCGGGGAAGGACAACCUACGUCUGCAGAAACUUCUGAGGAAGGCAGCCAGGAAGAAGAUGACCGGGGGCGGGCCCCCUGGCCCGCCUGGGGCUUUCCGCACCUCCCUAUCCCCUGUGAGUGAGGCCAGCCACGACCAGGAGCCCACAGCCCCGCGCCCUGCUGAGGCCCUGCUCCAAGCUGAGGCCCCGCACCCUGCUGGGGCCCUGCGCCCUGCCGAGGCCCCGCGCGUGGUGGCCGCGCUGCCCCGCAGCCCCCACAACCCCGUCAUCCACCAUGUGGCAUCGCCUCCACAGAAAUCCAUGUUCUCCUUCAGCCUCACCCAGCGCAGGAGCCUGGCUGCUCACUUCAAGGCCACGGGGCCCCAGCUCGUAGCCCCGGCCCCAGAACCCCCCAGGUCCCCCAGUGGCUUUGCCCAAGUCUCGGCACCUGUAGUGGGGGACACCCACAUCAGCCAGGUACACAUCCGGCUGUCACCGUCCCCGCAGGCUGGGAUCCCUGAGCCCCACCGGACGGCCCCGGAUGGGGAGCCUGGAAGCCAGGACCAAGAUACAGUGUGGUGCCUUCCCAGGGCUCAGCCCCUGAUCCCGGUGGCCCACAUCCACCCACUGCCCGCUGGGGCCCAGGCUGCCAGUCCCUGGCCUGAGGUGUCCCCCAUGCCCAGGCCACCCCCUGGCGUCCAGGCCUCAGUGCCCAGAGAGCCCAGCACCCGGGUUGUGGUGCCCAUAGCCCCCACCCACCGCUGGCCGGGACCCUCGCCUUACACGCCGGCCUCUGCGGCCCCUGAAGCUGAGUGCAUGGAGGAGCCCCCCACGGCUGGCCCUACUGCUGUGGUUGAGCAGAUCUCCAGCCCCCAUGGGGCCUUGUCCCCUGCCCCACCAGCAGGUCCCCACCCAUGCCCUGUCCCCAAAGUCGCACCCAAGCCCCGGCUCAGCGGCUGGACGCGCCUCAAGAAGCAGCUGAUGGAGGAGGAUUCCCCGUUCCCGGGGCCAGAGCCAAGCCCAGAGCGUGCAAAGCAGGAGGUGACAGUCCCCACCAGCCCAGCGCCCCGGCCCCCCUCCUCUCGGGCCUCCAGGAUGUGGGACGCAGUGCUGUACCGCACGUCAGUGGCCGAGUCUCGUGGCAGCCCGGUGAUGCCCAGGGACGGGGCUGGCACCCUGGCUGGCCUCGGCCGCCUGCCCUUCCUAUAUCGGCCUCGCUUCAACGCCCGGAAGCUGCAGGAGGUGGCCGCCCGGCCCCCUCCCACGAUCCACCCUGUCUUGGAGCUGAGCCCCCAGCCCAGGAACUUCAACAGGACGGCGGCCGGCUGGAGGAUCCAGUGAAGGGCCAGGAUGGCCCCAGGGCCCAGGACCAGGGGGUGAAUAGAAGACGGGCUGACGGUCCAGCUGGGAAGCUGUGGCCACUGAGGAGGGCACCAGGGCCGGGUGGGUGCUGAGGGAGCCUGGGGGUGCCUAGUGGUCAGGAAGGGCAGGCUGGGUGGAUGGGAGGGUGAAGGACCAUGGUGGGAGGUGGGCUGAGGCCAGGAGAAGGUGGGGGGAAGAAGAAGGCAGGUUUCAAUGGUGUGGAGGGGUCAGAGAAGGGGUCUGCAUUGGGUAGAGUGUGGGAGCUUUCUGGUGAAACUGUGGGUGAGAUGGAAAGCACCCGUCUGCUAUGAGGCAGGGAAUUGGAUCAUCGACCUCGCACGGCGGGGCUGACCCAUGUCUCCACGUGGGGCUUGGGGCAAGGAGGGGCAGGGAGGCGAUCAGCAGCAGGCCCUGGCUCCGGCCUGCACGCUGCACAGAGGGCCUGCCUGGGUCUCCAGGGAAGCCCGGAUCCCCCGAGGGCUGCUGGCGGGGAGCGGGGAGGGCUGGGCUCAGUCCCUGGUUACUCUGGGUGAUGAGCUCAGAGGCUGGGUAGGACGGGGAGGAUUCUGGGGCCAGGCUCUGUGGUCCCCAUCCCUUUGCUGUGAAAGAUUAGGGGCCGGGUUUACGUUUGCUGUCCGCAGUAUUAGCUGCGUCAGCGGUCUGCCUGCCAUGCUUCCCGACGAUGGAGCCCUGGCGGGUGCGGGGAGCCAGGCCUCGGGCCCAGUGCAAGUUGGUCCUGCACCCCUGUCCCUUUAGCUGCCCACCUCUGCUUCCCGCACCUGGGGGCAGAGCUUGAGGGCAGCUCACUGAUGGGAGAGAGGGGCAAGGCCUCGGCAUCUGUCAGGACCAGGCUUCGAUGGCUGGAUGGGGUGGUGUCCUCAGUACUGGGGCUCUGAGAACGGCCCAGCCAAGUGGGUGAGGAGGGGUAAUGGCCCAGCUAGAGGCAGUGAAUGGGACCCCAGGCCUCAUGCUGCUUUGGGGGCCCCCAGGCUGCAGUGAGCCGGGGUCUGACUCAGGGCAAGUGCCAGGGCUCUGAUGGGGGCCAGCAGCAAUGGGAGAGGACAUGGAGGGCCUUGGGGAAACCUCAGGCCCCAGCCCCUGAGAGCAGGACUCAGGGGGGGAGCAGCAGUUGGAAAGGGGCCAGGAUGUAACGGUGCUAAAAAUGGAGCCUGGGACCCAGGCCACUAAUAAAAGUGUGUCUAACCACGGCAGCGGGUCCCUGUCUGACUCCUCACCAGGUGAGGGCAGGGCGAUGGAAAUGGGAGCGGGCCCUCUGGGGCAGGAGGGUGAGACCGAGGUUCUAGUCCCUUUCAGACCCUCAGCUCACCCUGGGGAAGGGACUCAAGCUCCCCGGGCUCCAUCCCAUCCACUUCCUCCAAUGUUAGCCCUGCGGGGGCCAGGACAUCCCCACUGCCUAACGAGUCUGGGAAGAAGGGAGGUUUGAGCUUCCCCACAGAGAAUGGCUGAGCAGGGUGAAGCCAGGGGAAGGGACAAAGCUUCCACGUCCCCUGUAAGGGGGUGGGGGGCACGAGUCUGCAGGGGCUGGGAGACAGAGUGGAGGCUGGGUUCCGGCUGGCUCCGAGACUGGGCAUCUGGCCCUCUCAGGCUGCCCUGGCAGCCUGUGACAUGGACAAGUAGGCCCUGUCCACCCCGCCACACUCCCAGAAUGGCACAUUUCAGGCACAAUGCAUCAUGCU